GUUUGACAGACCUCACAGCUCCAGUGGCGAGGAAACACACCCGUCAGCAGCGCGCAUUGGAGACGAAAAAAAAAGCGCAUCACGGACAAAGGAAAUAUGGGUGAGCUGGAGAGGAUUUGCCACCGCCGGGUCCAACAAUGGAUGAGCGACUUCUCUUUCAUUCAGCUGGAGUCCAUUUAGCCCACCUUAAUGAGGUGCUGGGACGCAUGGUACUGCAAGUUAAAAAGGCGGAAGGCUGCGUUUAAUCCGUCUGCGGAUCCUAUGAGUUUGCAAUGGCUGUUGCGGGGAUACGCAACCGGCUACGAAGCAAUGUGCCUUUUUAUUAUUUUGUGAUAUUCUGCUUAUUUUGUGGCCUUUCGUUUGGACAGUUGCGCUAUUCUGUAACGGAAGAACUCGAAAAUGGGGCAGUGGUCGGUGAUCUGGCGCAUGACUUGGGGCUGGAUAUUCGAAAGCUGGCCAGCCGAAAAAUCAAGGUAACCUCCAGCAGCAGCAGUAAACGCUACGUGAUUGUCACCCCUAAAAACGGCAAAUUGCUUGUUAAUGAAAGGAUCGACAGGGAGGCGCUGUGUGAUUUAUCCAGCAGCUGCCUCAUCAAUCUGGAGGUCCUGCUCGAAAAUCCUACUGAGGUGCACCAUGUUGUGGUGGAGAUUGUGGAUGUCAAUGAUAAUGCACCGCAGUUCCCUCGGGAUGAGUAUCAAGUUGAGAUCACAGAAUCGGCAUUACCGGGCUCUCGGUAUCCAAUUGAAAAUGCCCAGGAUCCGGACGUUGGGUCCAAUUCAGUUCGUAUCUAUCAGCUGAGCACAAACGACCAUUUUGCGCUGGUAUCCAACAAGCCCUCCUUAAAUACAAAGCACAUCGAGCUUGUGCUCAAGAAGCCCCUUGAUCGGGAGCAAACGCCUUACCACCAGUUAAUUCUAAGUGCUGUUGAUGGUGGGACACCCGAAAAAACAGGCACGGCUAUCAUUAAUGUGCGAGUACUGGACUCCAAUGACAACGUUCCCAUGUUUGACAACUCCGUCUACAAGGUGAAACUGUUGGAGAAUUCGCCCAAAAGCACCCUGGUGAUCAAACUGAAUGCUACCGAUUUGGAUGAGGGCACUAAUGGAGAGGUAUAUUACUCUUUCAGCAGCUACACCCCUGAGAGAGUGAGGCAGAUGUUCAGUAUGGACACGAACACAGGAGAAAUAAGAGUAAGCAGCAACGUUGACUAUGAAGAGACCAACUCUUAUGAAAUGUACAUCCAAGCAAUGGACAAAGGCCCCGGAGCGGUGGCAGCACACUGCAAGGUGGUGGUCGAAGUGGUGGACGUGAAUGACAAUGUCCCUCAGAUCGUGCUGUCAUCCCUGUCGAGCCCCGUGAGGGAGGAUGCCCGCGCCGACACAGUCGUGGCCCUCAUUAGCGUCACGGAUCGGGAUUCCGGCACCAACAAGCAGGUGACUUUGGAGAUCCCAGCAGGCCUUCCUUUCAAGAUCAAAUCCUUCAGAAACUACUACACCCUGGUUACCUCAGCGUUCUUGGACCGCGAGACCACUGAUGCCUACAAUGUCACUCUGAGUGCCACAGACGGAGGAAAUCCCCCUCUUUCCUCUCAGAAGACCAUCCAGGUCGACGUGGCUGACGUCAACGACAACCCACCACGAUUUGAGCAGACGUCGUAUACAGUGUACGUGACUGAGAACAACGCCCAUGGGGCCUCUUUGUGUACUGUGAAAGCUCAAGACGCAGACAUCAAGGAAAACGCACGCAUCACCUACACGGUGCUCAAUGACAAUAACCACGGCAUCCCCGUCACGUCUUAUGUGUCCGUGAAGGCCGAUACUGGGGAGGCUUAUGCCCUGCGAGGCUUCGACUAUGAGUCACUUCGAGAGUUCCACUUCCAGGUCAAAGCCCAAGAUGGGGGCAUUCCUCCGCUUAGUCGGGUCGCCACCGUCUACAUCUACAUAAUGGAUCAGAAUGACCAUGCGCCACUCAUUGUCAACCCUCCGGGUAAUGGCACACGCUCCUUGGAGACGGUUCAAAAGAACGCAGAUCCCGGUGCUUUGGUGACAAAAGUGGUGGCGUACGAUGCAGAUGCCGGUCCAAACGCCUGGCUGGUGUACAUGCUGGAGACUGCGACCGACCUGGACUUGUUCAAGGUGCACGAGCACACGGGUGAGAUUAGGACCACUCGUAGGAUCCUGGAGGACAACUCCACCUCGUUUGCUCUAACAGUCUUGGUGAAAGACCACGGGCAGCCUGCGCUCUCCUCCACUGCCACCAUCAACGUGGCUGUCAUGGAGGUGCCCCCCAAGGUUGUCCCAGACCCCAAGAGGAUCAUUAGACCCCACAGUACACUACUUUUCUCCAACGUAACCCUCUACUUGAUUGUCGCUCUGAGUGCCACCACCUUUGUUUUCCUGGUCACUGUGGUGGUGCUGGCCAUUGUCCGCUGCCAUGCCUAUUGCUCACAACCUGGCUCCUGCUGUGGCUCACAGAAACCCCCUCCAGACGGUGGGAACGGCAGUGUGAGUGCUGGUGGAGGUGGGCCCGCCGGUGGAGCAGCAGGGCAACCUAAUAACAACGUCGUGCUCCGGAGGGACCUUAAAGUUGAGCCUCACUACAUUGAAGUGCGUGGGAAUGGAUCGCUAACAAAGACUUACUGCUACAAGACCUGCUUGACGGCCACCUCGGGCAGUGACACCUUCAUGUUCUACAAUACAGGAAGGCCCAUCAGUGGCACCUGGGGCAGCGGUGCCGAUCGUUUCUUCACAAGUGGAAGCGGUUUCGUAAGAAGGCUGAGCAUGCCGGAUGCCUCACUUCAAAUCUGCCCGGAGCCAAAAGCCCCGAACGCUGACUGGCGAUAUUCUGCGUCUUUGAGGGCCGGGGUGCAGAGUUCGGUCCACAUGGAGGAGGCCUCUGUGAUGCAGGGAGCCCAGGGCAUGCUGGUCCAGAACUGGCCCACUGUGUCCAGUGCUGCAGAUGGAGAGGGUGGCGGAGAGCUCUCCCCUCCAGUAGGCGCUGGUGUCAACAGCAACAGCUGGCACUUCCGAUACGGAGCCGGACAAAGCUACUGCCCGCCGCAGGGCCUGAAACCUGGCGAGAUUCCUCCCGAAGCUUUCAUCAUCCCCGGAUCCCCGGCCAUCAUUUCUAUCCGCCAUGACCCCGGCCCCGUUGACGACAAAGGGGACUUUAUCAGCUUCGGGAAGAAGGAGGAAGCCAAGAAGAAGAAAAAGAAGAAGAAGGAUAAGAAAGAAAAGAAGGAGAAAGGAAAGGAUGACGGAGGGGAUGAUUAAGCUGUUAAGGUGCCAUUCCGAUUACAGGGCCAAAAAGCCAAAUCACUAUGAAUGAAGGAGUCUCUUUACAGCAUAUGUAUUACAAUACAUCGCAUACUUAACAUUGUACAGUCGCCUGGCUCGCUGCACAAACCUUCUCAACAAAUGCUCCUCUCUUGGAUGGCUCAUUUGGCCUUCAACUUUGACCGGUAUAAGUCCAUUCUAUUCAAAUGUACAGUCAGAAACCCUUUGAGGGGGUUUGGAAAACCAUCAAUGCCUAACCCAAAUUUCUUUAAUUAAAAUCAAAAUGCCAUAAAAAUAAUCCUAAUAGUAAUUAAAGAGUGAUUUGUACCUGACUUUUGUCAGCCAAGGAUGCCUGUGUUGGCGCCUUUGAAGUCAUGAGCCGCCGUUCUUCACACACUCAUCUAGAUAUAAAUAUAAAGUGAAAGCCAAACUGAAAAAUAGGACUUUUUGUUUUCAUCAGUAGUAAGUAGACAUCUUAGAAAUUCAGCAAAUGGGAUUUUUUUUCGAUUGAAAACGAAGAAAAAAAACAAAUAAACACCUAAUGAAAACAUUGUAAAGAAAUAACUGGCAUGCAGACACUGAAAUUAUUUGCACGAGGUGGCCCAGACGACAAGAACAUCAACCAAGAAAUAUCUGUCAGGAUAACAUAGCACAGUGACGAGGUUAAGACCUAAACUGGGUUGCGACAACUGUACGAAGUUUGUUACCAGGUUAAUGUUCACGACUUGUUUGAAAUUUACUCCACUUCAUUGUACUCCUAUAUAUUUAUUAAGGAUGUAGCCGGUUUUAGCAUGAAAACAUUAAUGAAAAAUACCCAAUCGGGAAACCAGAAUCAGUUUGCUAAAUGGCCCAAGUCAUUGUCAGGAAAUUUGAUUCGUGGUUUGUCAGCGGUCCAUAUUUUUGGACUAAUAAAGGAUAAGACCGUGUUAGAGUUUGGGUUUUUUUUUUCAGUCCUUCCUUUACAAAUGUUUUUUAAAUUGGCCGACAUCAUGCUACAUUGGAAAAGAGAUAAUCUCGAUUUAUUCGAUUAAAAUUCCCGUUUGGUCUAUCAACCUCAACUCGGCAUUUGUUCAAUUGGCUUUUCAACACACACAAUUUGAUAAGAUGAGUACACCUAUUUAAAAAAAAAAGCUUUUAAGUUUAGAUUAUUUUGGGGAAUCUAAACAUCGGUUAAAAAUAAAAUAUAAAUUAAUAAAUUCAAAAAAAGAAAAGAUGAGUGCCAAGAGGUUCAUUCUGUAUUGAACAGAACUAAAUGAGAACUUAAAUAGUACACCGAGAAAAGUAUAAGCAAAUUGCAAAAAUGAUUUGGAAGCAUUCAAAAUGAGCACCAUUCAUUUCAAAAUCCGGUAUGAUGUAAAUUGAAAACCCUGUACUUUAAUUUCCACCAGUACGAUGAUGUGACUUGGUAUCAUUUGCGCCAGCUUUCUUGUUCGCUUGACUAUUUUGUUGUUGCCUCUUGUACGCUCGUGCCGCAUUGUAAUCCAGUUGUCCGCCACCACACUCAAUCUUUGACGUCCAUUAUUAGCAUCAACACUGACUCCCCGACAUAAGCUGUAUACUUACUACGCUGCUUUUUUUUCUUCUUCUCAGUGCUGCAUAAACCACCUGCAAAAAUAUCGAAUCUGCGCCCUAAUCUAAGCUCGAAAAUCUGAGGGUCAACGGCAUUCUUAAUGAUGAAACUAUAUUCUAAGGCUGUCAAGCAGGAACAUUUCUUGUUCAAGCCUCUUCUUCUGUCUUUGAAUGUUAAGUAGAUGUUCUUCAAGCUCAUCACCACCGCUUCGACUGCUUCAGUGCUCGUUGGACGUGCUUGCCCGCUGCUCGUUUCCUCUCCUUCCCAUCGACCCGAAUCGACAUUUGUCGGGAAUAACAUCUGUAAAGUCAUCGCCCCCCCCCCACCCCUCACUAAAGGGAUUGUACAGUCGUGUCAUGUUGUUGCAUAUUCAUAAACGGAGGACACUGUGCUACCUAUUGUCAAACAUUCACAUAUUUCCCUUUUGAUGUCAUCAGAGGAAGUUGUGUUGAAUACUUGUGUCUCAUCCAUUGCAAUGUUUUACUGGAACAUCUGAAAAAAUUUGACGUUGGAAGGUAUGGUAUGAGCGCCAACAAGAGUUUGAACCUAAUAAGCAAAAAAAAAAAAAAACCCUCUUGUUUUACAUUUGCUUGAUUACUGCAAAUAAGCAGUAUUUUUUAUUAGCCAUUUUGCUAGUGUAUAAAAAAUGUAUAAAAAAGGAUUGACUUUAUUUUGCCCUUACUUGAGGAAUCUUGGCUGAGUAUGGGACGAAAUGUGCUGUUUGAGCUGAGGGCAAUGCAACUGGGGAUGUCUCAUCUCUGUUCGUGUUACUUUUCUGGAACUCUCCUAUUUCCAGUCGCUGUCGGCACUGCUAUCAUGCUCAAAAUCAACCAUGCUCACGAUUUUCCUCAACCCAAACCCCCACCCUCCCCCGCGCCCAUCCGUCAGAUGUACUCCCGUGCUGUCAGAUCACCGAGUGUUUGCAUGUAAUAAGCAAAGGAAACAGAUAUUAUAAAAAUACUAUAUAUACCUAUACUUUUUUUUUGUUCCACUAGGACAUGUGUAUUGGAAACCACAAGUCUGAAUACACAUCCAUGCACACACAACACAAUACAAAUGGUACGGCAAACGCUUAAAUGAUCACUUUUUUUUUUUAAUCCUGUAAAACCAGCAUUGGCUCGUCUAUAUAUUUAUGAUGCUAUUGUGUUACGCUAUGAAAUCCUUUUUUUUUUGGCACAUGGUUUUAUUUGGUAAGAAAAUUGACCAUUAAACUUGUGUUAACCUUUGAAAUGAUCAAACAAACACUGUUGUGAGCUCAUGUGCACACCCUCCAUAACCAUUCCUUGCUUCAUGAAGACAAAACGGAUGAAAAAGAGGUUAAAAAAAAUCCAAAAUAGAUAAAAUGUAAAAAAAAAAAAUCAAGUUGAUGUAUUCUCUGCUAGCGUAUAGUGAAUAUUUGUCAGUCACUGGGUGUGACAGUGAGUGACACAUGCUAGUCGACUGUGACAGUGCAGAUCUGUUCAUAAACUAAUUUUGUACACCUGCUUAUUGUUAAGGUGAUUAUAGUGGUUCUAAUGAGUUCAUCAACCUGGUAAUGUGUUUUGUUAAUAAGUCACAAAUAAAGCUUUUUCUUAAAUAUCAAA
This is a messenger RNA of Hippocampus zosterae (dwarf seahorse), 6428 nucleotides long. RefSeq names its product protocadherin alpha-C2-like. Bases 273 to 3272 code for a protein of 999 amino acids. Lineage: Eukaryota; Metazoa; Chordata; Actinopteri; Syngnathiformes; Syngnathidae. Gene Ontology annotation, cellular component: plasma membrane. The record is from RefSeq and is a predicted model, not a curated record. Gene Ontology annotation, molecular function: calcium ion binding. Gene Ontology annotation, biological process: homophilic cell-cell adhesion. The transcript is spliced from 4 exons.